CUAUCUCUCUCUCAGUCUCGACAAAAAUCCUCGGAAACUUUAAUCGUUAAACCCAAAACCUAAUUAAACCCUUUCUGACUUUUGUGUGCUGUUCAUCUUCGUUCUGCUCCGCGUUCUUCUCUCUCCCAAGCUCUCUUGAGCUAAACCUCGAAAUUUUAUACAAUGAUAACUUCAGUUUCAUGGAUUCCGAAAGGGUCUCUAAAAGCCGUUCCUGAUGUUGCUGAACCUCCUUCAAAGGAGGAAAUCAAAGAGCUCAUUGAGAGUGGAGCUUUUGGAACAAGUGUUGACGGUAGUCAAGAGGAUGGAGAAGAGAUAGAAGAAGAUGGAAAUCAGAUUAGUGAAGUUGAUCAUGCCAAGGCUGUAGCAGAAGCUUUUGGUAAAUCUUCCAAUAGCAAGAACGCUUCUUCGAUGGAGGUUGAUGAGGUAGCUGAGGGCUUGAAAGAACUAGACAUGGAUAAUUACGAUGAAGAGGAUGAUGGGGUUGAACUCUUCAGCUCUGGCCUUGGGGAUUUAUAUUAUCCAAGUAAUGACAUGGAUCCAUAUCUGAAGGGUGUUACUGAUGAUGAUGACGAAGAUGAAGAGGAUAUUGAUGACACGACAAUCAAGCCAACGGAUUCAGUGAUUAUCUGCGCUAGAAACGAAGAUGAAGUCAGCCAUCUGGAGGUUUAUGUGUACGAGGAGUUAUCGAAUGGCUCUCCAAACAUGUAUGUUCAUCAUCACAUAAUUAUACCGGAAUUCCCGUUGUGUACUGCGUGGAUUGAUUGUCCUCUUAAAGGAGGGGGAAAAGGGAAUUUUGUAGCUAUUGGCUCAAAGGAUACGCCGACAAUAGAGAUAUGGGAUCUUGACGUUAGGGACGAGGUGCUACCUUGUAUACAACUAGGAGGAAAAGAGGAGAUGGAGAUUAUUAAGAAAAAGAAGAAUAAGAAAGAUAAGAGUAAGAAAGCGAAGAGUAAGAAGCAGAAAUACAAAGAAGGUAGCCACACUGAUUCAGUACUUGGUCUUGCUUGGAACAAGGAGUUUCGGAAUAUACUUGCUAGUGCUAGUGCCGACAGAAAGGUUAAGGUUUGGGAUGUGGCUACCGGAACAUGUAAGAUUACUAUGGAGCAUCACACAAAGGAGGUUCAAGCGGUUGCUUGGAACCAUUUUGCUCCAGAAGUGCUUCUCAGUGGGUCGUUUGAUCAGACUGUUGUAUUGAAAGACGGAAGACAACCUUCACACUCGGGUUUCAAAUGGUCUGUAAUGUCUGAUGUCGAAAGCUUAGCCUGGGAUCCCCACAGUGAACAUUCCUUUGUGGUAAGUCUUGAGGAUGGAACCGUGAAAGGGUUUGAUAUACGUGCCGCACAGUCAGGUUCAGAUUCUGAUUUAAAACCAAGUUUCACUAUCCAAGCACAUGACCAAGACAAAGGAGUCUCCUCCAUCUCAUACAACAUAUCUGCACCCAAUCUUUUGGCUACGGGGUCUAUGGAUAAAACGGUAAAACUUUGGGAUCUUUCAAACAAUGAGCCUUCAUGCAUUGCUUCACACAAACCAAAAGCUGGAGCUGUUUUCUCCAUUUCCUUCUCCGUGGACAACCCUUUCUUGCUCGCUAUUGGUGGUUCAAAGGGAGAGCUACAUGUUUGGGAUACUCUGUUGGACGCUAAUGUCUCUCGCAAAUAUGGGAGCAAUCAAUCUUGAAAAACCCUUCAAGGAUCACUUGUUUCUUUGAAGCUAUGAUGGUCGUUUGAUUCCAACACACUUAUGCCAAAAUUUUGCAGUUUUCUUUUUCUGUUUCUCUUUAGGUUUGUUUGAUCUCCUAUGAUUAUGAUAAAUCGUGUAAGGGUGUGAGCUUAUAUAUUUGUUGAAUGCUUAAGAUUGACAAAGCCUUUUUCAACUUAUCAAGAAGAUUUAUUUAUCACUUGUUUAA
Eutrema salsugineum is the source of this 1903-nucleotide messenger RNA. Its product is annotated as periodic tryptophan protein 1 homolog. The transcript has 16 exons. Gene Ontology annotation, biological process: rRNA processing. The coding region runs from base 163 to 1674 and encodes 503 amino acids. The record is from RefSeq and is a predicted model, not a curated record. Gene Ontology annotation, molecular function: protein binding. NCBI's taxonomy places the organism in Eukaryota, Viridiplantae, Streptophyta, Magnoliopsida, Brassicales, Brassicaceae. Gene Ontology annotation, cellular component: nucleus.